AUGGCUCAGCAGACCGAUUCACCCGGCGACGUGGUGUAUGACCUCGACGAGAUUGCCGCAUUCACAGCGUGCAAAACUGUCCUGCAACAGCCCAAGACAGAGAACUUUGUCGUCAGCUUCAACAGUGCCAAGGCACAAUGUGCAGUCGACGUCAGUCAGGAAGAAGCGCUGAACUGGUUACAGGGCGACAACCGCGAUGAGAGUCAAACGUUGUGGUUCAACUUUUGGACUUCCGAGAAGCAGAGGCCGAUCAUCGAGGCUGUGGCCAAGCAUUACGACCUCUCCCCCAGGCUCGCUGGUUUGCUAUGUCCUGCUGCUGCGACUACUACUACUACUACAGGCGAACGGCAGGCGACUUCUGCGGCGGAUAGCGACAGCUCAGGAUCUGCUUCGCAGGUGCCAGAGAAGACAUCGAGGGCACGGACGACCGACGUGGAGAAGGGCAUUCCGGGCCGACCGACACUGCAGCAACCAAAGCCCGGAUAUCCAACGGGCUUGGAAGGCAUGACCUUCAGCGAGGUCGUCCAGAGGCUGUGGCAUUUCUGUUCGGUGGACUUUGGCCGUCGAUACAUCUACGUCGGCUUCAACGCCCUGUACACCCUGCCCUCGGACGAUAGCACAUCUCCAGAUGAGGAUGACACGGCCGCUGCGGACAACAGAGACGGCGGCGGCGGCGGCGGCGGCGGUCAGGCAACCGCGAGCCACAGCAAGCCGGCUGGACAGCGAGUAUGGUCAUCCCUACUCAUCUGUGACGAUGGCACCGUGGUCUCGGUCUUUGAGCGUCCCGCCGGCGCCGACGCAGUCACACACUUCGAAACACGACGGAACGUCCUCAACGUCUUCCGCCAUCUCUCUCGGCAGCACGAUCAAGACAACGCAAAGGACGCACUGUUUCAGGUUCGGGUGCGAUGGUUGAACGAGAUCUCGAACAACAGCGCGACGGGCUAUGACCGAAAGGAAGCCGCCAGCCUGCUGUUCUAUUACCUGUUCGACGAUUGGGUCUCGACCUUCAAGCUCAUCGCUCGCGUGGAGCACCCCUACCGCGAGAAGUUGGAAGUGAUGCGACAGAAAAUGUUCACGGCCGCCAAGGUGUCGCUUGUGCAGCAAGUCCACGACGUGGGCAGGCAGCUGACGGUCCUGAAGCUAAUGUAUCAGAGCUAUGAACUCAUUGUCUCACGCGUCAUCCAGAGUCAGCGGUCAGCAAGAGAUGUCAAAGUUGGAACUCUGUCACCACGGGAGACAUUGAUGCAUGAACGCAACCUCCUUGGCUCUGGAGACCUCAGCAAGUCUCAUUUGCCGCAUUUGGAUGAAUUCGUCAUGGAUGAUGAUUCGGGGUCGAACGUCAAGUUGGGCUCGUCGGCCAUCUUUAGAUUCGAGCGCCUGUUCGACAGGAUUCGGUUGUACGCUUUGACAGAGAUCGAAGAAUGCAUAAAGGAGAAGGAGUCGCUUGUGCUGAUGAACUUCAACUUGGUCGCCUUGAAAGAGUCCCAAGCCGUCGAGAAGCUGACAAGAACAACCAUUCUCCUGGCCAAGGCGACGAUCCUAUUCCUUCCUGUCAGCCUGAUGACGGCCUAUUUCUCCAUCCAGCUCAAGGAGAUUGACGACAAGUACAGCUUGAAGACGUACUGGUUCUGCUUCUUGGUGGUCACUAUCCUCUCAAUCCUCUUCCUCGUGGUCUUUGGCGGCAUCACGCACACCUUGGAGGGCAAGACCGUCUACCGCUCCGUCACAAGAACGCUUGGGAGGAUGAUUCUGAACGCGGGCAAGCGGAAACGCAAGGCACAAUGA
Cladophialophora carrionii CBS 160.54 is the source of this 1788-nucleotide messenger RNA. RefSeq lists its product as uncharacterized. NCBI's taxonomy places the organism in Eukaryota, Fungi, Ascomycota, Eurotiomycetes, Chaetothyriales, Herpotrichiellaceae. Gene Ontology annotation, molecular function: magnesium ion binding; cobalt ion transmembrane transporter activity; cobalt ion binding. The coding region runs from base 1 to 1788 and encodes 595 amino acids. The transcript is spliced from 2 exons. The record is from RefSeq and is a predicted model, not a curated record.